Molecule: messenger RNA, 648 nt
Organism: Micromonas commoda
Lineage: Eukaryota; Viridiplantae; Chlorophyta; Mamiellophyceae; Mamiellales; Mamiellaceae
Exons: 1
Coding region: 1-648 (215 amino acids)
Source: RefSeq, a predicted model, not a curated record
AUGUCGCGACCCGGGGGUGCCGACGACGUCACCGCCGGCGAGGUGUACGCCAACGGCAUCGCGCUCGACGUCGUGCGAGGAUGGCUAGGCGCCACCGCGUCGGAUCUCGACUGGGACACGUUCAACGACGCGGACGAUGUCGACGCGACGCGGCCGAGGCCCGAGCGGCUGGGAUUGGGCGCGAAGUUUCUCAGCCACGCCAGGGCGACGUCGCUGGGGGGCGUAUCGCGGAAGCUGGGGGGCGCCAUCGCGAGGUCCGCGAAGCGACGGCGAACGGACGCAGACGGGACGGACAGCGAAUCGGAGGAUGUUUCGCGGAAGGGCGCUGGGUCGCGCGGCGCGGGCGGCGGGAAGAAGACCGGGGCGCCGACGACGACCGAGGCGAUGAUGAUCGGUUCCGGGACCCGGAGCGACCACGCCCGCGACGCCAGCGACGACAGCGACAGCGACGAGGGCGGACGCGCCGCGGCGUUCACCAAGCGUCCCGCUAAGAAGCAACGCGCGCCGGCGUGGGAUCCGACGAAGGACGUCAAGUGCGUGGGCAACGCGCCGGGCGCGGGCGCGAGCAAAAAGGCGAGGCGCAAAGCAGCGAAGCGAGCGAGGGAGGCGGAAGCCGCGGCGGCGCGGGGAGGCAGGUCGGUGGCGUGA